Messenger RNA from Stylophora pistillata, 2430 nucleotides. Its product is annotated as alpha-1A adrenergic receptor-like. The record is from RefSeq and is a predicted model, not a curated record. Lineage: Eukaryota; Metazoa; Cnidaria; Anthozoa; Scleractinia; Pocilloporidae. Gene Ontology annotation, molecular function: G protein-coupled receptor activity. Gene Ontology annotation, cellular component: membrane. Gene Ontology annotation, biological process: G protein-coupled receptor signaling pathway.
UACAGAUAUUACGCGGUAAACUAAAAUAAAAACCGCUUUACAAUUCGGCCCGUUUUGCAUCAAAGAUGGGCAGAUCAAAGUGCGUGUCUUUAUGACUUAGAUCAUACUCAUGGUGUUAGUGUUUACUGAGACAAUCAUCAUCAGACCAGAGAGCGCAAGAUGCUAUGGAAACUAAAAACCCGGCCUUAGCAUCCAUUUGAAAUAAAAAUUGCUGUAAUUACUUUCAUAUAUGAUGCAUAUUUAAUCGCGGAACAAGAUAUGUGGUCAAAAGAAUCAAAACAACUUAAUGGGGAAGACAUCAUUUCUAAACAAUAUCCACUAAAGACACAGGCGAGUGAUCGACACAAACGACAGAGAGAAAAUUUCGUUUUCAAUGUUUACACUUCGAUGAUUCUCAACGUGACUUUUAACAAGCUCUUUGACGGCAAAUGGUAUUUCAAUGAGCUUAACUCGCUUGAGAUUGUUGUAGUAUAGAACCGGGCGAUGCGCAGCGACCGGAGAUAGAUAGAUAGAUAGAUAGACAGAUAUAUAAAUUUAUUUUUCAAUUCGAAUGUACAAUGAGCCAGCGACUCGUACUAAAUAUAUUCGAUCCACUUGGCGAACAGGAUAUUUCCUUUCUUUGAACUGCUACAACCGUUACGAACCUGUCAAUCCGUGACAAAAAUAAAAUAUCUUACGGAAGCUUGCAAGAAUAAAUAGAGGUCUUCCCAAUUAUGUAACAGCAGUCUGCUUUGUCCCAGAAACUCUCUCUGAUCAAACGUCAACCUGUGUUCUCCAAGGAAACAAGACUCUCGCUUGGAAAAGAAACAUGGCGGGGAAUGGGUCUUACAUAUAUCAGACGGAUCUGGCAAGUUUUGAACGUUACUUCCUCGGUACCAUUAACGUAUUUUUUAGCCUGUGUGGUAUCUUAGGCAACGUGCUUGUCGUCGUUGUAAUAGCACGCAAACGGCAACUACACACCGUCUCUAACACGUUCAUAACGAGUUUAGCAGCGGCAGAUCUCCUCGUUUGUGUCGUUUCGCAGCUCAUGUACGUAGUUUUCCUGUAUGGUUUGCCACCUAAUACAGUAUACGGCAACACACGGAAGGUGUUUUCAUUUGUCUCCGUUCUGGCAUCAAUUAGCAACUUGGCUGCCGUGACGAUCGAUCGCUACAUAGCCAUCGUUAACCCGAUGCAGUACCAGCUCAGAGCCAAUUUCAAGAGCGCCUCUCUCCUCCUCUGCGCCAUUUGGGUCGUGUCUUUGGCACUGGGAAUACCGAGUGGUUUCGUACGAUCUAUUCAACAUAUCACAGUGUACUAUAUAAUCGCACUCUUGUUCGUCAUAGUUCCGAUCUAUGUGCGAAUUUAUUCAAUCGCUCGAAAUCAAGCAAGGCUUAUCACUAAGCAAGCGAAACAUAUCAAGAAAGACUCAAAAAACAAGCAUGAAAAGGAGAAUAUAGCUGCAAAAACUAUUGGGUACGUCCUAGCCGUCUUUAUCAUUUGCUGGUUUCCUUUGCUCAUAACUCCGAUGAUCUUUCGUCACAGUGAGAACAGCCGCAUUGUCAGAAAGGCCUUGAAAUGGGCUCAGACUCUCGCUUUAUGCUCGUCGGCCUUGAACCCUGUUAUUUAUAGCCUGAAAACGCAGAUUUUCAGAAAGGAAAUGAGAAAAGUUUUCAGAAUCGCUUUUAAACGACAUUCUUGGGAAGACAAAGAGACGACGUAUGUCUAAAAACUCGCCUUUCUUGCCAGAAAGCUCGAGAACUUUGUAUGUAUAACUAUGAUUUCUCCCCACAAUUUAAUUAGGAUACAUUAUUUUGUAUAAUUUACCCUUGUUGGUAUGGAAGAUAUUCAGAAUGGGAAAGCGUAUAAUGUGGAACAGAAUGAUUACAAAAAACGCUUUAAUCGAUGUGCAAAUAUUCCAAUUUAUUGGCCUUUCAAGUCGCGCUCGAUGUACCAGAUGUAAUAACUUAUUGCAUUAUAAGAAAACUCCAUUCUGAACUAGUGAUGCAACAAUAAGAUUUCGCCAAAAAAUUCUAUCGAUUUAUAUGCAUGUAAGAUUGUACAUAAUGUAUAAUUUAGUCGUUGGUGAAAACGGAAAUUCAUGCGCAGCCGAAUGAUAGCAAACUUACUCGCUCCGACGUCAAUCGUAAAAUCAUUGAGUUAUCAUCAUUCAACGAUGUUUGUGUAGAUAUAGUCCACUCUUAUUUCUUUCGCGUUACGCUAUUCAAAAGACUCCGAAAAUUAAAAAAUAAACACUCGUUAUAAAGACUUUUUAAGAGUAUGCGUUUACAACAAUAUAAGGCUAUGUAGCUUUUAAUUAUGGUACGUGUACCUCCUCUGUAAUUUCUUUUCGUUUCGAGAUCAGUUUAAGUGGCUCUCCUUUUAAUUGAAUCACUUGAGAGGCUGUUGCUUAAAGUCACGUUAAGAAUAAUCGAAGUGUAAACAUUCAAA